AUGCACACGAACCAGUUAAACGGGAUGAAGGGCCAGCUUGACGGAAGGGGCACCAAGUCCCUCGGCGGCAAAGCCAAUAAGCCUAACACCAAGGGAACCAAUCAAAAUGCAGAUGCACAUUUUAAUAUAUCAAACGGGGGCCAAAAUGACGAAAUGGCUAAAGUCUUCCCAUUUGGAGAAGGUACACCUCACGGUGAAAUCGCAAAGGGUAGAGAUCAAGCCAGCUCAUCGAUACACAAUGGCCAUUUUGUGGACAUGAUGCAACACCCCGAAUGGGAUGUAACAUACACACGCAGCAAAACGGAAAAUAACUACUGCAAAAAAAAUGUCUUACUCAAUAACGAGUCAGAAGAGCUCACGAAGAAAAAGUCGCUUCCUCUUUCGUUUAGUCACAAAUCAAAUUACGUAAACAAGGCAGAAAAUGGGAAGAUCAAUAAGGCCAGUUUUAUGCGUAUAAGCAGGGGGGGGAGUGUACGCAUGGGUAGCAAGACAUUGCAACGUGGGGAGAGUGAAAAUAUGGAUAAAGUUUUGUCUUUUAGGGAUUCAAAAAAGGGGGAAAGUGAGACCCAUGGUCACAUAGGUGUGCUCACAGAGAAAGGUUGGCCAAGUGAGCGAGACGAACCAAACUGGCAUGGUGACACAGACGAAUUCGGUCAACUAAACGAGAAGCGCAAUCAGAAUGAGCAAGACGACGAAAGCGAGCAUGCCGCACAAAACUUUCAAAACGCACAACCUGAUCUUGCGGUAAAAAAAGAAGAAAGCGCAACAAAUGAUCAGUUACACGCAAAAAACACAAGAGGGGAAAAAGAGGAGGAAGCAGGAAAACAAAAGGAACAAAAGGAACAAAAGGAACAAAACGAACAAAAAGAACAAAAAGAACAAAAAGAACAAAAAGAACAAAAAGAACAAAGCGCCAUAAAAGAAUUCACCCCAGCAAAAAUAAAUGAUGAAUUGAGUGUGCUGGAAUUGAGAAAGGAGAAAAAUCGCGAAAUUAAAACAAAAUUUGAAAAAUUCUCCCAAAACUCACAAGGGAAAAACCAUACAUUUGGAAAGCUAAAGGGUAAUCAGAAAUAUUUUUAUCCCCCAGGGGAGAAGAAAUAUUCGGAUGGCUCACAAAAGGAGUCUUCUGAGGAACAAAUCAUGGUUCAAAAGUUUUUCAUACAACAAAGUGACACAGACGACAUAGUUCUGAAAAAGGUGAAUUCCAUUGAGCUCAUUUUGGAGGAAACCGAAAAGAGGAAUAUGAAUAAUUCGCUUAAAAGGGUUAGUAGCUUCAAAACGGGGAAAGAGAGAGAAAUUGGAAAUGCCACAACGGGGCAAAGUGUCGGAGGAGCAACCAUUGAGGGGGAACACCUGCGCAUGCAACCAUUCGGAACGACUUCCUUCAGUUCAUUCAGCUCGUUGGAAGAACAAACGGGGAAAGAGGAAAACAUAGGAAGUGUGAAUAAGGUUGGCCUUCUCAGAAAAAACAGGAACAACCAAAGUAGCGGCGUGUUUUGUGACCACAUGGAAGAGCAAAAGGAUGAAGAGGCUCUCCCCAUUUCGCGUGCACCACUUGGGGAUGAAGUCGAAAAAGAGUUGAAAAAAAAAAUUAACAAAAUGGAAAGUUAUCACAUCCAAUCGAAUGAACAUUGCGAUGCCAACAAUGUAGAAAGCAUAAACGAAUCGAGAAGAACGUCCUCCGGUUCGUCAGACGAGUUAGUAGAUAUAAAAAUAUACGACGACUCCGAAAUAGAGGAGGCCAAGGAGAGCGAAUUGGAGCCAUUUUGGCUUAACAGAGAAGUAUCAUCUCUUUUGAAUAAAUCGAAGCUGUAUUCUGCUAAAUAUUCAGACCAGUUCAAUUCGAGCACGGCCAGAUCGAGUGGUGGAAAUUACAUCAAUGACUCGGGGUUCCCAACAAGCGAAGAAUAUUCACAAGGAGGAACAACGAAUCGGAAAAUAAUUUCACCCAAAAUGAAAAGAUACGAAAGUGAUAUCAUCUCGUCUGUAAAAAUGAAGGCAAACAAUUUUGAGAAGCGAAACACGGUCGAUAAUAUAGGAAUGAUGCAAAGGUCCUUUAUCUUGGAAGAGCAUGACGAAGGGGAGACGUCUAGGACGCCCAACCAGAGACACAAGCAAGAUACAUCGAUUAGAAAGUACAGUCUUAGUAGAAACGGCACUUCGAACGAUAUGGAAAAGAAAGAAAACAUGGACGACAUGGCCAGCAAGGUAGAUGCCAUAAAAAAGAAGUUAUCCCUCAUUAAUGACACCGACGUCGAUCUCAUCAACUUUGAUCAUUUCGACAUGUACCAAAUCGAUUUUCAUAAAUUGGGGCUAAAGGUAGACAACUUAGAAAAAGAAGAAAAGUACAUUUUGAUGCUCUACAUGUCGGAAAAAAAAUUGGAGUACCUCCGGGGAGAAAGAGAGGCACACAAAAUGGUUCACGUCAGUUCGAAGGCAUUUCCAUCAAAUUAUAGCAAAAUGGUGGACGAUGAGAAGUCAAUACCAAUGAGGAAGUCACCUAGUGGCAUUAGUAGCGGCGGAAGAGGUGGAGGCGGUGAAAGCGGUGAAAGCGGUGAAAGCGGUGAAAGCGGCAAAAGCGGCGAAAGCGGCAGCAGUGACUGUGGAUUUCUCCAGUUGGGGCUCUUCGUCGAGCUGUGCCACAGAUUGUCAAAGCAGCAGAGCGUGAUGUCGAAGGGGGAGGAUAAGAACCAGCCCAGUCAGUCCAGUCAUCUCAGCCAGCCCAGUCAGCCCAGCCAGUCCAAUCAGCCAAUCCAAGCAAGCCAACCCACUGCCAACCAUGAGAAGAUCCUUCUAAAAAAAGUGCUAGCCAAUUUUGUAUACCUAUUUCUCCAAGAUGAGUGCCUAGACAAGCUGGUAAAAAACUAUGAAGAUAUGAAACAAGCAAGGGGGAAGGAAGACACGGAACGGGAAAAUUCGAAAUGUUUACACUACAUCUGUAGUAGCCUGUUACAGGACAUUUCUAGCUGCCAUUCGUAUGAAGAGAGAGAACCCAUCAUGGGGGCAGACUCUUCUGAGAUGCUUUACAAAAUAAUAAAAGAAAUAGGAAGCAAGUUCCUAUGCAACGAUAAAGUAAUGGGGAAAAUAAAACAAGUACAAAUUAUUAAUAACAUGUUAAGAGAGGAAGUUAGAACCUAUUCUAUCAAAGUUGCAUGCAUGAAUGAAUUUUUCGACAUAGAACCACACUUCAUUGAAGAAGCUGAGAAAGUCGUACUUGGCAAAGACAUCGGGUUCUUUCAAAUGCACACAUUAAACAUAAAUUAUACUUAUAACUAUCAUACCCAUGAAAGGAAAAUAAAAUUGCUCCAGGAAAAUAGCUACUCUGUUUUGAAUUUUUUUUAUGGCUAUUUUAACGACAUUUACAAUUGGUAUAGUGAUAAGAAUGAAGGGGAGCUGUUCCCCCAGGAUCAGAUAGAAAAUGCAGAAAUGAAUAAAGACAUGGCUUCUUCUAAAAGGGUCUCCAGGAAUUUUAUCAAAGCUAAGGAUGAGUCUACUAGCAGGGUAGAAGAGGAAGAAGGUCCUCUCAGAAAGGAUCACAAAGGGGUGAAUGCUGAUCAGGUGCCAUCCCAUCAGAAUGGAACAGGUCCUGCUUGGAAUAAAACGGUACACCCUUCUCCAUUAGAGGAGAAGAGUGAUAAGCAAAGGAAUCAAUUUCAGCCGGGAAGCACUUCUCCCCACACAGUGGAAGCAAAACAAGGAGAACAACAGAAGGAUCUAAACGAAAACAAGACAAAUGCAGAAAUGGAAUCAUUUAACAUUAUCGAAAAGAAGAAAUAUCUAGACAAUGUAAACUCUGUGGAAGGGACAAUACUGAGUAAUUCCACCAAGAUUGGAGAAUGUCCACUAGAAAGUAACACAUCAAGUGUAGAUAAUUUAAUUUCUGCGGAUUAUAACAACCUAGGAAAUAGCAGGGGCAUUGAUAAUUUGACCCCCCUCGAGGGAGACCUCCUCCACUCCGUUGAGAAUAGUCCGGCACCCGAUGAAGACAGUGUGGAGGAUGCAUGGGGGAGCCAUUUGACAGAUAGAAUAGGUACUGAUCCCGCCGGUGCCAACCCCAGCAGCCGCAGGAACGGCCAAACCGCAGUGGAGCCCAAAACGGAACCAACUCCAAAUGAGCAGAAGGAGAAGCAGAAGGAGAAGCAGAAGGAGAAGCAGAAGGAGAAGCAGAAGGAGAAGCAGAAGGAGAAGCAGGUUGAGAAGCAGAAGGAGAAGCAGGAAGUGAAGCAGGAGGAGAAGCAGGAGGAGGACAUCCAAGAAGCGCACCUAGUUUCGUUUCAAUACAAAGGAUCCAUACCAAAGGGGGAAAUAAACCAAAUGAGCAACAUGAGUAGAGAUAAGAACAAAAAUAUAAUAGGGUGCUACCUCUCCGCACCAAGUGACGAACAUUUGAUUGCUGUUCAAAUAAAGAAUGAGAAAAUUGAAAAUGUGCCAAGCGCGCAUUUUCUAGUGGAACGGUGUAAUAAGUACAACAAGGAAUUUAACAACUCCUUUGUCCAUAUUUUAAAUUCGAGGACAAAACGGUACCUCGCUGUAGAUGUUCAAAAUGGGAAGUUCCUCUUUACGAGGAAAUACGACGACGUUUUCUUUACAGAUGAGAGUAAUGUGGAGCACAGGGUGUGCACCUACUUCCAGCUGCAGUCCAUAUCUGACCUGAUGAAAAGCGUGAUCAUCGAGGACCUGGUGCAGAGCUUGGCCGACGUGGUUCUGCGCUGA
Molecule: messenger RNA, 4713 nt
Organism: Plasmodium cynomolgi strain B
Lineage: Eukaryota; Apicomplexa; Aconoidasida; Haemosporida; Plasmodiidae
Exons: 2
Coding region: 1-4713 (1570 amino acids)
Source: RefSeq, a predicted model, not a curated record